AUACCGAGAUAGCGAAGGGCUCAAAGCAAAGGGGGAAUGGCUCGUCUCGCUUUACCAGACGAGUUAUAAAAAAAGAAAAAAGAAAAAAAAAGGGAAAAGAAAAUGCUAUUUGUCAGUGUUACAGUUUAACGCAGGUUUGUUUUCCACCUCCACGGUCCACAGCUACUUCCUGGUGCCACAGAGAGAGGCAGUGCUGAGUUAAAGAGACAGAAAUACUGAUAGAAAUUCAGAUAGAAAAAAAAAAAGACAGAGAGAGAAGAGAGGGGCUGCUGACUGGAUUUUCGGAAAUUGAACCCCCCUCCCCACCCCCUUCUCUCUUUUUCUUAUUUUUUAGUCUAUUUUUUUAAUGAUUCUCCGCUGAAAAGAGUCUUUAUUCCUCGUCGCCUCGGAUGACGGUCGGCUGCGGCUGAAGCGGAAUUGUAACGGGGAGCGUAUUCCUCCCUCCGACGGAGAAGCCUCGCAGAGAUUUUUUUUUUCCUUUUAUAUUUUACUGCACAUUCAUCCUUUUUUGUUAUUUAAAAAAAAAAGACCCAACAGCUCAGUGUGAUUUUCUUUUUCCAAAAAAAACCCCCCUAUUUCUACGACUCCGAGAGGAAGGGUUAAGGGCGACGGAAGAUGGGUUGUUUGGGCAACAGCAAGACUGAAGAUCAACGCAUCGACGAAAAGGCACAACGAGAAGCUAAUAAGAAGAUAGAAAAGCAAUUACAAAAGGAAAGACAAGCAUAUAAAGCCACGCACAGGCUGUUAUUACUGGGUGCGGGAGAGUCCGGAAAAAGCACCAUUGUGAAGCAGAUGAAGAUCCUACACGUCAACGGCUUCAACGCGGAAGAAAAGAGACAGAAAGUUCAAGAUAUUCGGAAAAACGUGAAGGAUGCCAUAGUGACUAUAGUGUCUGCGAUGAGCACUUUAAUACCCCCAGUUCCGCUAGCAAAUCCAGAGAACCAAUUCAGAAUUGAAUACAUCAAAAGCAUAGCACCACUCUCCGACUUCGACUAUUCACAGGAAUUCUUUGAUCACGCAAAGAAACUGUGGGACGAUGAAGGAGUGAAAGCUUGCUUUGAGAGGUCCAAUGAAUACCAGCUCAUUGACUGCGCACAAUAUUUCCUGGACAGAAUUGACUCUGUAAGACAGAGCGACUACACACCAACGGACCAGGAUCUGCUACGCUGCCGAGUGUUAACUUCAGGGAUUUUUGAGACGAGAUUCCAAGUAGAUAAAGUGAACUUUCACAUGUUUGAUGUCGGCGGCCAGAGGGAUGAGAGGAGAAAAUGGAUCCAGUGCUUUAACGACGUCACUGCUAUCAUCUUCGUGGUGGCUAGCAGCAGCUACAACAUGGUAAUAAGGGAAGACAAUAACACCAACAGGCUACGAGAAGCUCUGGACCUCUUCCGCAGUAUUUGGAACAACAGAUGGUUACGCACUAUAUCAGUCAUAUUAUUCCUGAACAAGCAGGACAUGCUUGCGGAGAAAGUAUUAGCUGGAAAAUCCAAAAUUGAAGACUACUUCCCUGAAUAUGCUCGCUACACCAUACCAAAUGAAGGUCUGUGCCCCGCUAAAGUCCCCGACGCGUUAAAAUACUUCCGUCACCGUUGUCCCGGUCUGUUUUUAAUGGCGACUGUUGUUCUUUCAGCAACCCCAGAACCAGGUGAAGACCCCAGAGUGACGAGAGCCAAGUUCUUCAUCCGAGACGAGUUUCUUCGGAUCAGCACCGCGAGCAACGACGGCAGACAUUACUGCUACCCCCACUUCACCUGCGCCGUGGACACGGAGAACAUCCGGCGGGUGUUCAACGACUGCCGGGACAUCAUCCAGAGAAUGCACCUGCGGCAGUACGAACUCUUGUGAUGGAUGAGAGACCGUCUCUGUCAGCCUUCUGUGCUUUUUUUCCACCAAUCUGCAUCCUUGAUGAACCCUUCCUCCGCCCCCCUCUUCUCCUCACCCCACACCCCCUAAAAAAGACCCUCAGAUCACCCCUCAUGUCGAGGACUAUGAAGUACUACUGAAGUGUGUCAAAUCCUCUUCCUCUUUUUUAACUUUUUCUCUUUUUGUACUUUUUUUUUUUCCCAGUUUCAUCCCCAUGUAACGCUGGCACCCCCGCCGUUACUCCAGGCUUUUUUUUUUUCCUUCUUUUUUUUUUUUUUUUUUGGUGCCCUGACCCUUCAUCCUCCUCAUCCUCUUCCUCCUCCUCCUCCGACCUGCUUCUUCACUCACGUGAAGACGAGUGGACGGACGGGAACCCGAGUGGAUGAAGAUAUGAAAAAUGCACUUUGCAUCAGGUUCCUUAAUAACUUUUGUUGUUGUUGUUGUUGUUGUUGUUUUUUCUCCAGAGGAAGCAUACACACAAUGUAGCAUCACAAUAUUUAUUACCCUGUCACGAUGAUAGCUUGACCGAGCUGCAGGGUGGACCGAGCAGCCGAGAGAUGCACGAAGCGGGAGAUUAGAAAAAAGGGGAGGGGGCGGGAAAAAUGACGACAUGAAGACGGAUUUAAAUGAAGGAAAAGGGACUGAGCUCUCUGCACCUUAGCCCUGCUGCCUCCACGGACUCGAGCCUGCAUCCUUUUUUCACACAGACCAUCCUUUUAGCUUAGAGAUACUGAUGGGAGGGAGGGGUGGGCCGGGAGAGAAAAUUGUAUUGUUCUUUUUUUUUUUUCUCGUUUGUUUUUGUUAACUUGUACACUGUGCAAGGUUGAAUUAUCCUGUACAGACUGUAAAAUGUAAUAUUAUUUUGUACAACUUAAUUGAAAGAAAAACAAAUCUACUUGUAGAUCUUUGUGCCUUGAUUAUGGCUGUACCUGUAAAUGAGCUCAGAUGUAAGUAUGUUUUUGACUGCGCUGUACAGCUUGAUGUCAAACUCUAUCGGCAGCGAAAGACUGCGGGUAGGGGAAUUUCUCUGUAGAGUUUAGUUUUUUCUGGUUUAUAAAAAAAAAGGAAAUGCUGUUAAGUAAAAAAAAAAAAUUAAUAAAUAAAAAAAAAAAUAGGGAAAAAAAUCCUAAAAACCUGUACACAUUAUGCAAAUUAACCACUUACCUGCAGUGAAGACCAGAUGUUGCAGCGCCAUGCCUUUUUUUUUUCUCCUUUUAUUAUAUAUAUUUUUUGAAUUUCACAGCUUUAAACAAACAUUGGAAAUCCAUUGAAAGUGUCCAAAAUUGCAACCUGGUGUUGUUUUAAUAGGAACCAACUUUUUUCUUUUUUUUUCUUUCUUUUGGAUAUGAAGUGUGUCUGAGAUCUGUACUGAUGUGCGUGCCUGUGCGCAGGUGUACAUAAAACAAACAUAGACUCACAGACGCAUCGUGUGUGUGUGCGUGUAUGUGAGGGCGACUGGGUGUUGUGUGUAAAAUUUUAUAAAUGUAUGUACAUGUAAAUUUAUAGGUCUAUAUAAAUAUAUAUGUACAAUUAUACAUGUUUAAUUAUGUGUGUGCCUAGGUGUACAUACCUAUGUAUGUAUACGGUAAAUAUGUAUACAUACACACAUAGGAAAGCAUGUUUAGAAUGGAGAUGAAUAAAUGAGAGCGUGCAAUAUUAGUAAUUCUUUGGUCCUUUGGAGCCAUACCUAAUGGCACAGGCACUAUGAAUGUGUGAGCAGCACCCAACAAGACGAGCUCUUCUCCUUGUACAAACAGCAUCAGCCUUUUCUUCUGCUACAGUACACGUCUAUCCCCGAAAGAGAGUAAAGUGACUGGAGGUGCAAAAAUCUUGUUUGGCCUGGGAGGAUGAUUAAAUGACGUUUUUAUUUUCUUUAAAUAAAGAGGCACAUUAGAGGACUUUGCUUUACUUCCA
Molecule: messenger RNA, 3777 nt
Organism: Cololabis saira (Pacific saury)
Lineage: Eukaryota; Metazoa; Chordata; Actinopteri; Beloniformes; Belonidae
Gene: gnal
Product: guanine nucleotide binding protein (G protein), alpha activating activity polypeptide, olfactory type
Exons: 11
Coding region: 616-1845 (409 amino acids)
Biological process (GO): adenylate cyclase-modulating G protein-coupled receptor signaling pathway
Cellular component (GO): heterotrimeric G-protein complex
Molecular function (GO): GTP binding; G protein-coupled receptor binding; GTPase activity
Source: RefSeq, a predicted model, not a curated record